Acanthosepion pharaonis is the source of this 891-nucleotide messenger RNA. The record is from the annotation of a GenBank genome assembly. Lineage: Eukaryota; Metazoa; Mollusca; Cephalopoda; Sepiida; Sepiidae.
AUGUCCUGUGAGUGUCAAAUUCUUCAGGUCCUUCUUCCUCAUCAAGUCUCCCAGAAAUUUCUUUCUUUCUUUCUUUCUUUCUUUCUUUCUAUCUAUCUUUCUUUCUUUCUUUCUUUCUUACGUUCAUUCGUGUGUUUGUUCCUUAUUUCUUUCUUUCAUUUGUUCGUUCUAUCUUACUUUUUUCUUCCUUCCUUCAUUUCUUUCUUUGUUCGUUCGUUCUUUCUUUCAUUUGUUCGUUCUUUUUUUCUUUUUCUUUCGUUAUUUAUUUCUUUUUUUCGUUCAUUCUUUCUUUAUUCUUUCGUACGUUCGCACUUUGCGUUCGUUUGUUCGUUUAUUCUUGCAUUCGUUCACCCAUUCUUUCUUUUUUCAUUCGUUCAUUCUUUCUUUCCUCCUUUAUAUCUUUCAUGCUUUCUUACGUUCAUUUGUUCGUUCGUUCCUUCUUUCUUUCUUUCUUUUAUUUGUUCGUUUUUUCUUCCUUUUUCUUCCUUCCUUCAUUUCUUUCUUUCGUUCGUUCUUUAUUUCUUUCAUUUGUUCAUUCUUUUUCCUUUCUUCUUUUUCUUUCGUUCUUUCUUUCUUCCGUUUUUCUUUCGUUCUUUAUUUCUUUUUUCGUACGUUUUUUCUUUAUUCUUUCGUAACUUUCUUCUUUCUUUAAUUCUUUCUUGCAUUCGUUUGUUCUUUCAUUCAUUCGUUCGUUCUUUCUUUCUUUCUUUCUUUAAUUAUUUAUUUCGUUCUUUCGCCCUUUCUUUCUUUCUUUCUUUCUUUCUUUUCUUUAUUUCUUUAUUUAUUUCGUUCUUUCAUCCGUUCAUUCUUUCUUUCUUUCCUUCUUUUUUUCCUUUAUUUUUUUCGUUCGUUUGUCCGUUCGUUCUUUCUUUCUUUCAGACGUUUUCCUAA